Molecule: messenger RNA, 513 nt
Organism: Dovyalis caffra
Lineage: Eukaryota; Viridiplantae; Streptophyta; Magnoliopsida; Malpighiales; Salicaceae
Source: the annotation of a GenBank genome assembly
AUGCGUCACCCAAGAAGACUUGUUUUGUCAGGUUGCCUGGCAGCUUUGGUCGUGAUGACUAUCCUUUCUGCUGUCGUUGGCUGGGCUGCUCCAAAUCUGGUAAGCAGUCUGGAGGCUGAAGAAUUGGCAGAUGUUGAAGCAAAAUUGGAUGCUGAUUGGAAAGCUAACACAGGAACCACCAAAGCUGUUAGCAAGGAUGAUGACGAGUUGAAAAAGCAGAGGCGGUCAUUUCUUUCACAGUUCUUCUCACCUAUACUCUUGAAAGCAUUUUCCAUUACAUUCUUUGGUGAAUGGGGUGACAAGAGCCAGAUAGCCACCAUUGGCUUGGCUGCUGAUGAAAACCCAUUUGGUGUCGUUCUUGGUGGAAUUGUAGGGCAAGCAUUGUGUACUACUGCUGCUGUUGUUGGUGGAAAGAGCUUGGCAUCUCAAAUAUCCGAGAAAAUAGUUGCAUUGUCUGGUGGAGUUCUUUUUAUUGUUUUUGGAAUCCAAUCCUUCCUUUCAACGGUUGAGUAG